This is a messenger RNA of Trypanosoma theileri, 1710 nucleotides long. Its product is annotated as flagellum-adhesion glycoprotein. Lineage: Eukaryota; Euglenozoa; Kinetoplastea; Trypanosomatida; Trypanosomatidae. The record is from RefSeq and is a predicted model, not a curated record. The transcript has a single exon. Bases 1 to 1710 code for a protein of 569 amino acids.
AUGCCUUUCACAUUCCUCUUGGUCUUCCUGUCGUUGCUGGCACUUCCCUACGGGUCUGUACCAGCCGCCGCAGAGGAAGUCAUUGAUGACCUGGUUGUAUACACUUUAUUCGCCAGUUAUUCCUGUCCCAGAUGUGCACAAGGACAGACCGAUGGACCUUCCGGUAGAGGAAGCAUCUUCGAAGCCAAAGGUGCAACGAGGGGAGUGGAAUACGGUAGUGUUCUGGUCACCGAUAGCGGUGGUGCUGGUUCCUCCGUGCGGCUUGUGAAUAGAAGUGGAGUAUUCACCGUUGCUGGUAGUGGUGUAAAGAGAGGUUUGGUAAAUGGAGCUUCAGGUCAAGCGUUAUUUGAUCGACCAACAGGUAUUGUACGAGUGGGAGAUACACUCUAUGUUGCCGACACGGGUAAUAAUGCUGUUCGACGCAUUGCAGGUGACGGAACGGUGAGUACAUUUCUCAAUAAUCAACAGGUGUCUUCUCCACGGUAUAUAUUACCCUACAGGAGACCCGAAGGCACAUAUGAUCUCUUUGUUGCUGAUACUGCCAGAACCCGUAUUAUCUUUGUUGCCUUGACGGGAACAGAUGUGGUAAGUGAGUAUCUCACUGGUUUUCAACCAGGUCUUAUGCAAAUUGGUACCACAACGAGAAGAAUGUAUGCCACUGCGAACACAUCCUAUCUUGUCUCUAUUAAUAUGGUGGCCAAUAAUGAGAAACCGACUUAUUGGUAUAUUGGUAAUAUCUCCUGUUUGGGUUAUUCUGCUGGUCUCAUGUUAACGCCGGAUGAGAAUGAAUUAUACUACUUUGGUGGUGUUGGCGGCAAAAAACAAUUAUUGGCACUAUCCACAACUGCAACAGAAGAAGAGGCCCCCAAGCUUUGCCCCCGUGUGGUGAUGAACUGGACAAAAGAAAAUAUUGUUUCUCUUGUGAGUGUCAGUAGACAUGAGUUUUAUGCGAUAACCACCACUAAUGUAUAUAUUAUACGAGAUGCAACCUACACGACGACGCCAACACUGGGAAAUACCCCAACGGAAACUCCAACCAUCACUCUUACAGUCCCAAUAACACCAACAGAGACAAUACCCCUCACUCCCACGAAAACAUUUACACCAACGUUAACGCCAACAAUUUCACUUUAUCGUGCUGUGGCGGUGGCUGCCUUUCCAACGGAGAGUUUUCCCAUUAACAGUUCCAUACUCAUGCAUGAGUUAUAUGCAUGGCUUAUGCGAGAUGUAGGAAUUGCCCUUGGCAGCCUUGAUUUCACGGCGUUAUUUCAACCACCUGGUAAUGAUGUACCAGGAGACGUAAAUGUCUCUCAAUGGAAUAAUCUCACUACACUGCAUAGUCAUGAUGGGACGAUUACCAUUACGGAGUACCUUACAGCAUUUGGUAUGGCCAGUGAAGAUGCCCAGGCCCGUCUCUUUGCCUCUCCAUGGUAUUGGACACGUCUCUUCUUAAGUACAGUCCCUGAACGAGCACCCGGCACGGUAUUGGAGGAAUUCUGUAUGAUUAGAUGUACAACGGAAUGUGUGGAUUUAACGUACAGACGCGAAAUGUGUGUGGGUUAUAAACCACCACCGGCCUGUGAUGAAGUCUGCGCUGGUGCGAUUGCCUCCUCUAUUGUACUCGGUCUCACAGGUGUGGCGUUGGUGGGUCUUAUGAUCGCCAGUCCAGUGAAUGUACUGAGAGCUGUUUUGAUGGUUCCACCCUUUUAG